AUGUCGAAUGUCAUAAAUAGAAAGGUGUUGGGUUCUGAAACAGAAUGGCACUUCGCCCACCGCGGAUUGCCGCAUGCGCGCACACGUCGCUCUAUUGCGCAUACGCGUAUGCUUAAGCAACAUCCACUUGUUCACACAGCCGUCCAACAAACUGGUUUUAAACGUGUGAAACGUGGGUUCCGGCCAUUAAGGUUGCCGGAGACGGCGCCGGCGGCGGAACCCCGCGACCCAUAUUUCCCCCUGCAAUGGUACCUGAAGAACACGGGUCAAAAUGGGGGCAAACCGAAACUUGACCUCAACGUAGAGGCUGCGUGGGCGCAAGGUUACACUGGGGUUAACGUUACAACUGCUAUUAUGGAUGAUGAGUUCCACCUGGGACUUAAUUAUAAGAUACCAGGUGCCGGACCUCGCGAGAGGGUAGUACGGAGGGUUUUGCACGGUAGGCUCACUGCACUGGACCGCCGUCCCUUGCAGUGGGAGAGCCCGGUUUCAGUCGGCCUCUAG
Diatraea saccharalis (sugarcane borer) is the source of this 504-nucleotide messenger RNA. Lineage: Eukaryota; Metazoa; Arthropoda; Insecta; Lepidoptera; Crambidae. The record is from the annotation of a GenBank genome assembly.